This is a messenger RNA of Pelodiscus sinensis (Chinese soft-shelled turtle), 4425 nucleotides long. Lineage: Eukaryota; Metazoa; Chordata; Testudines; Trionychidae. The record is from RefSeq and is a predicted model, not a curated record.
AGCCCUGGAGACCCCCAGCUCCUGGCUGUGGGUGGAAUAGGCUGAGCGGGGCCAGGUUGGGCUGGAGAGGCACAAUGCAAACCCACGCCCCACCAUCAGCCCUGUGUCUGCCGGGAUGGAGCCUCCGUUGGACUGAAGGACCUGGCUGAUUAUAGCCGUCGGGGUGAACCUGGGCAGCCCUGGUGAUCUCCAUGGACUUCACUGGGCUCACACCUGGGACGGGCUUUGCCCUGUGCGUUGCGCUUCUCCAGGACAGGAGCCAGACGUCCUGCGAUAGCCAGGCCUACUGCAGGGGGUGCUGUGCAGCUUAGGCCUUGCCCGGGUCUGCCUGGGCCUUGGCAUCUCUUCCAGCCCUGGAUCCAGUCGCUGAGUGGCGCCUGCCCGUUGUGGGGUCCGGCCGUUGAGUGGCGCCUGCCCAUUGUUGUGAGCUUGGGACGGGGAUGAGAAGGAGCAGCCGCCCGGCUGUUCACCCACUGGGGUGAACUGCGAUUGAACCUUGUUCUGUUCCAGGCUCCCUCCCCUCAAGGGAACCCCUCUGCCAGGGGAAGGCACCAGUGCCUGUAGGGCCCGGUGGGGCCGGAGCUGGCGCUUGGUAGGGUGGUGUGUGCAAAGCCUGCUGUGGGGCAAGGCUUAGCAGAUCCAAAAUGGGCUGGCUUCCGAGCGGAGAGAGAACAGCAAACUCGCUGCACUUGUGUCCUCAGGCACUCGCGUCUCCACCGGUGCCUCCGUCUGCCCCUCGCAGCCUGCAGGGUGACGGGGAAGCGUACCUGCGUUUUCGUAGAGCCGGACUUGGCUCCAACUCUCCUUGGCAGGCAGGACUGGAAGGACUUGUCCCUUUUCAUACGAAUGGCAAAGUCUCCUCUAAUCCUCCUCAGGGUGUAAUAAACCCAAAAGGGGUAGGUGCCAGCAGCUCAUGUUGUAUCUCUUCAUCUCUUCUCUGCGCACGUAAUAAACGUUGCUAGUCGCCUGCGUCCCUCUGAUGAUUCAGCGGGGGAAGUUGCUGUUUUGAUUUCAGGAUGCAGCCCAGCUGGAGGGAGAUAGUCAACAAGAAGCUGAAAUUCCCUGCCGAGCUCCUCGACGCCAUCCAGGAGGGGGACCUGCCGUGGGUGCAGCAUCUGCUGGAGGCGAGCGACGGGAUCCCGCGGCAGCAGGCCGAGGGCGAGGACCGCGCGUGGCGGGAAGCCCUCAACCUGGCCAUCCGCACGGGCGGCGGGGAGGUCACCAGGGCCCUGCUGCGCCACGUCAGGUUCGACUUCCGCCAGAUCCACGAGGCCCUGCUGGUCGCCGUGGACGCCAACCGGCCCCAGGGGGUGAAGAUGCUGCUGGAGCGGCUGGGCCACAUCAAGUCCUUCUCCCUGGCCUUCUUCGACCACUCCAUCGACCACUCCCGCUUCGCCCCCGGCGUGACGCCGCUCACCCUGGCCUGCGAGAAGGACCUCUACGAGAUCGUGGACAUGCUGAUACGGAAAGGCCACACCAUCCCCCGGCCCCACAAGGUCUCCUGCACCUGCCCGGAGUGCAGCAACGGCCGCAGGUACGACCUGCUCAAGUUCUCCCUCUCCCGCAUCAACACCUACAAGGGCAUUGCCAGCCGGGCCUACUUCUCCAUCGCCAGCGAGGACGCCAUGCUGACCGCCUUCAAGCUGAGCCGAGAGCUGCAGCGCCUCUCCUGCAAGGAGCCCGAGUUCAAGCCCGAGUACCUCAGCCUGGAGCUGCUGAGCCAGGAGUUUGCGGUGGAGCUGCUGGGGAUGUGCCGGAACCAGAGCGAGGUGAUGGCUGUGCUGAACGACCUGGGGGAGGGCGAGGAGGAGGAGCUGGACAGCCAGGCCUUUGAGGAGGGCAUCCCCAACCUCGCCCGGCUCCGGCUGGCCGUCAACUACAACCAGAAGAGGUUUGUUGCCCAUCCCAUCUGCCAGCAAGUGCUGUCCUCCAUCUGGUGCGGGAGCCUGUCGGGCUGGCGCGGCAGCAACACCCUCUGGAAAUUCUUUGUCUCUUGUUCCAUCUUCCUGACCAUGCCCCUCCUGUCCCUGCUCUACUGGAUGGCCCCCAAGUCGCGGGCUGGCAAAAUGCUGAAGAUCCCAGUGAUCAAAUUCCUGCUCCACUCGGCCUCCUACCUCUGGUUCCUCGUCUUCCUGCUGGCGGAGUCCAUGGUCCUGCAGCAAAGGCCCGAGGUCUUCCUGGGCCGCAACCAGAGCGUGUGGGAGAGCUCCCUGCACAUGGUCUGGGUGGCGGGCUUCUUCUGGUACGAGUGCAAGGAGGUGUGGAUCGAGGGGCUGCGCAGCUACCUCCUGGACGGCUGGAACUGCCUGGACAUCGUCAUCCUCAGCUUGUACCUGGCCUCCUUCGCGCUGCGGGUGCUGGUCGCUGGGCGGGGCUAUCUGCACUGCCGGGACCCUUCCUCGCCGGAGUGCCACUACUUCACCAGAGCCGCACGGCAUGAGUGGCACCCCGAAGACCCCCAGUUUGUUGCCGAGGUGCUGUUUGCGGUGACCAGCAUGCUGAGUUUCACCCGCCUGGCCUACAUCCUCCCCGCCCACGAGUCCCUGGGCACCCUGCAGAUCUCCAUCGGGAAGAUGAUCGACGACAUGAUCCGGUUCAUCUUCAUCCUCAUGAUCGUUCUCACGGCGUUCCUGUGCGGACUCAACAACACCUACGUUUACUACCAGGAGGCCCAGCGGCUGGGGAGUUUCAACGAGACGUUCCCCUUCCUGUUCUGGACCAUGUUCGGGAUGGAGGAGCACCAGGUGGUGGACAUGCCCCAGUACAUCCUGGCAGAGUUUGUGGGGCGGGGGCUCUACGGGAUCUUCACCAUCAUCAUGGUCAUCGUCCUGCUCAACAUGCUUAUCGCCAUGAUCACCAACUCCUUCCAGAAGAUUGAGGAUGAUGCCGACGUGGAGUGGAAGUUUGCCCGCUCCAAGCUCUACCUAUCUUACUUCAGGGAGGGCCUGACGCUGCCGGUACCAUUUAACAUUGUUCCCACGCCGAAGUCCCUCUUCUAUGCAGUCAGGGGCCUCUUCCGGCUCCUGUGCUGCUCCAGACCCAAGAGACAACAGGAUUUCCCCCCGAUUCCCACCAUUGCGAAUGCUGCCCUGGAGGAUGAAGGCCUGCGUGGGGAGAGCUGCCGUUCCUAUCGGCUGCAGGGGAUCCAGGCUCUGGUGCAGCGCUACAUCGACACGGCCAGGCGGGAGUUCGAGGAGAGCAGGAGGAAAGACCUGGGGAACCGUAUCACGGAGCUGAACCAGUCGGUGUCGCACCUGCAUUCGGAGGUGAAACAGCUGCAUCCCAGCCUGUCUGCCCACCCUGUCCCUGCCAGCCCUCUGGACGAGGCCAGCGUGCUGCACAGAUACAUCCUGCGGGUCCGGGACAGCUUCCAGAACUUCAGCCACGCCUCGGGCAGCUCCGGCCUGGCCUCCCCCGCCCACGUCAUGGUGCACCAGGACGAGGCUGCUGGGAGCGACCCCCUGCCCUGCCUCCCGGAGCUCUCCCUUGGCACCCAGGGCGAGAUGUCUGGGGACGGUGCCGGGCUGGAGAGCCAGGCAGGAGAGGCCGGGUACCCGAGCUCCCUUCCAGCAGAGGGAGCCCACACCAGCCUCAGCCCUUAGUGGCUCAGGGCCGCGUUUCCAUGGCGACCCAAUGCCAAGCCAUGCUAGCAGCCGAAAGGUCCCUUGCGGGAGCUGUGUGUCUCUCCCACGCAGGGCAUGGGGUGAGGAGGUUUGGAGCAUGGCUGAGCGCCUGGUCAUGCUCUCUCUCCUCCAGGCAGCUGCUUUGAGAGAGAGCAGGGUCUGAUUAGUAGACGUCCCUGCCCAAUCAUCAGGCAGAUGGGGCUAAGCUCCAGCUGGGUUUCUUUCUCUUUGAUUCAAUGUUCAUGUAAAAUCCUUGGUCGUUACAAACCGGGCCCCAGCAACUUAAAUAGAAAACCCUGGAAAAAACACCACGUGGAAUGGAAGUUUGCUGAAUGGGCUGUGCCCACCACGAACAGGCAGCCACCUCUGGGGUGCAUCAAGGCAGCUGACAGCGAUUGUCCCAAUGGCACAGGACUAGCACGAGGCACUGCUGGGCUGGGGAUCCUGCCGCUGGGCCAGGCUGGGAGUGCGGCAGGUGCUUAGAGGGAGGGUUGGCUUGUCCUGGAGCGGGACAAACAGCCUGCUGUGUGUGCUGUGUGCAGCCAUCGUAUUGACUGUCCCAUGGAUCUGUGUGGGAGGGGGUUCCUAGAGACACCGAGGCCAGGCCCUGCCUUCCUGGCCUGCCAGCUGAGCUCUGGCACAGAGCCUGCUAGGUGCUAUUCUGCGGUCCGGAUGCCACCAGUUAGUCAAUGCAGGUUGCAGCAGCUUUAAAGCGUGGUUCUGCUGUGCCGUAUAACUGGCCCCGUGUGCAUUUGGGGAGGGGGGAGCGAUAGGGUUGCCAGAUGUUCUCCCAAAAAAUACC